Molecule: messenger RNA, 498 nt
Organism: Medioppia subpectinata
Lineage: Eukaryota; Metazoa; Arthropoda; Arachnida; Sarcoptiformes; Oppiidae
Source: the annotation of a GenBank genome assembly
AGGCGAAGCGGGAUAUGACUAUUAUUCGUAUUCAACCCAAUGAAGCCGUUUAUCAAAGACUUAACAUUAAGAGACCCGGAAUGAGCAAUGAAUUGAUUGAGACUGAACUCGAUCUCACUUAUGCCACCCGUUUCUAUAACGCAUACCUUCCCGAUGCUUACGAGCGCUUAUUAAUAGACGUGUUUAACGGACAACAGGCCAACUUUGUCCGCACCGAUGAGUUGAGUGAGGCCUGGCGUGUAUUCACUCCCGCCCUCCACACCAUUGAUAAGGAGAAGAAAAUGCCCGUUAAGUAUGUGUUCGGCGCUCAGAGUUUCAAAGAAGCCGAUGAUCUCGAGGCCAAGUAUGGACUGAUCCGUGAAAACAACUAAUCAUUUGUUAUCAUUUAUCGUUAAAAUCCCAUUUUUAAAUUUUAAUUUGUGUAUUUUUAAUCUGUAAUUUAAACCAUGAUAAUAUUUUAAUUGUUUUAUUAAUAAACUAUUAUUAAAAAUUAAAUAA